Messenger RNA from Labrus mixtus (cuckoo wrasse), 5105 nucleotides. RefSeq names its product formin-like 3 (gene fmnl3). Gene Ontology annotation, molecular function: small GTPase binding; actin filament binding. The record is from RefSeq and is a predicted model, not a curated record. The transcript has 26 exons. Gene Ontology annotation, cellular component: cytosol. Lineage: Eukaryota; Metazoa; Chordata; Actinopteri; Labriformes; Labridae. The coding region runs from base 473 to 3661 and encodes 1062 amino acids. Gene Ontology annotation, biological process: cortical actin cytoskeleton organization; cell migration; regulation of cell shape.
GAUCACACAACAAUAAUGAAUGGAAACACGUCGUAGCCAAGAAAGUUGAGCAGCAUCUAAAAGUAACUGUUUGUCGGCAUUUCAAAGUUUUCUCUCGUGAGGGGAAAUCUGCUGAGCGUAAUGGAUUGGCAUGGUACGUUAGAAACGACUUUCUGGAAGAGAAAGCAGCUGCUCUUUUAUUGUUAUUUUUGAAAGUAGAUUUUGAAGGGAAACUACAGUGGAAAACACUGUACAGGCUACCUAAACGUAACUUCGUAAUUGUAAAUGGCAUUUUGGGAUAUUGAAACGAGACUUUUUUUCUGCCUGGUGUUUUUCUCGAUUUGGAGAAGUGGACAGUUUGGAUUCAUCCGUUCAUAAACCUGUUGGGAGUACUAGAGAGAGUUUUGAUUGUCCGACUUGGAUUAUCAUCUGUGAAAGGCGCCGGAGGAUUUACGACGUUCACUGGGGAGGAUAACAGCACAUCUGGGACAAAAUGGGCAAUAUAGAAAGUGUGGACGGCCAGUCGGACAUGAAGCAUCAUAUUAUGCCUCUGAAGGUGCCCAUGCCUGACCCCACCGAGCUGGAGGAAAAGUUUGCAAUUGUGUUGAAUUCUAUGAACCUGCCUCCAGACAAAGCCCGGCUCCUCAGACAGUACGACAAUGAAAAGAAGUGGGACCUGAUCUGCGACCAGGAGAGAUUUCAGGUGAAGAAUCCACCUCACACCUACAUCCAGAAGCUACGAGGAUACCUAGACCCCGGAGUCACAAGAAAGAAGUUUCGCAGGCGGGUUCAGGAGUCUACCAAAGUCUUAAGGGAGCUGGAGAUCUCUCUGCGGACGAACCACAUUGGGUGGGUCAGGGAGUUCCUCAAUGAUGAGAACCGAGGCCUUGACAUCCUGGUGGAGUAUCUCUCCUUUGCCCAGUGUGCUGUUAUGUUGGAUUUUGAGGGGCUGGAGAAUGGGGAGGAUGGCUACUUGGACAAGGCUAAGUCUUGGAGCAGGUCCAUAGAGGAUCUGCACCAAAUGGGCACGCACCCCUUCUGCAACACACUGGUGCGCUCGGCCCGCCAGUCAGUCCUCCGCUAUGGAACCAUUUCCAACAGCAAAACCAUCAAAAACUCCCGCCUCGUGAGCCAAAAAGAUGAUGUGCAUGUGUGCAUCAUGUGCUUGAGAGCGAUCAUGAACUAUCAGUAUGGCUUCAAUAUGGUCAUGUCUCACGCACACGCAGUCAAUGAAAUUGCUCUCAGCUUGAACAAUAAGAACUCACGGACAAAAGCGUUGGUCCUGGAGCUGCUGGCUGCCGUCUGUCUCGUCCGAGGAGGUCACGAGAUCAUCCUCUCAGCAUUUGACAACUUCAAAGAGGUGUGUAAAGAGAAGCAUCGCUUUGAAAGGCUGAUGGAAUACUUCCGCUGUGAGGAGGGAAACAUUGACUACAUGGUUGCUUGCAUGCAGUUCAUCAAUAUUGUGGUCCAUUCAGUGGAGGACAUGAACUUCAGGGUCCACCUGCAGUAUGAAUUCACUAAGCUAGGACUGGAUGAUUACCUGGAGAAAUGCAAACAUACAGAGAGUGACAAGCUGUCGGUGCAGAUCCAGGCCUACCUGGAUAACGUUUUUGACGUGGGUGGUCUGCUUGAGGAUGCGGAGACGAAGAAUGCGGCCCUGGAGAAAGUGGAGGAACUGGAGGAGCACCUGUCCCAUGUGACAGAGAAGCUGCUGGAGGUUGAGAAUGAAACAAUGAUGAAGGUGGCUGAUCUGGAGAAGAUAGUGCUUCAGAAAGACAAGGACCUGCACGUGAUACGGGAGACAUAUGAGUCGACCAACACCCAGGUCAACACCCUAAGGAGGAUGAUGAAAGAGAAGGAUGCAGCCUAUCAGAGACACUCCAACAUCGAGAGGCGGCUGCUGGAGCUCGAGCAGCAGGGCACCAUCCGUCUGCACAAGAAGCCUGACGGAGACAUCACCAUCGAGACGCUGGGUGUCGGAGGUGUGGGUAGAGUGGGGAGUAGCGGUCCUGGCAUCCCUUUGGGAGACAUUGGGCAGCUGUCCUUGGGUUCAAUGAUUGGUUUAACAGACCCAGGAGGAGCAGACACCAGUUUACCACCAGCGAGUGAAGCUCCUCCUCCUCCUCCUCCACCUCCCCCGCCUGCGCCUCCUCUCCCCUCUGCCUCAGGUCUAGGUGCACCAGUCCCUCCACCACCACCACCACCACCUCUCGCCCCCCCUCUGCCAGGCACUUCUCCCUCUGUUAUCCUUAGUGUGGGUCUCUCAGCUAUCAGAAUCAAGAAGCCUAUAAAGACCAAGUUCCGCCUGCCUGUGUUUAACUGGACGGCCUUGAAGCCCAAUCAGAUCAACGGCACAGUGUUCAAUGAGAUUGAUGAUGACCGUGUGCUAGAGGAGCUUGACCUGGAGAAGUUUGAGGAGCUGUUUAAGACCAGAGCCCAGGGUCCGAUUGUGGAGUUCUCCUGCACAAAGAGCAAAGUAGCACAGAAGGCUGUGAACAAAGUCACACUUCUGGAUGCCAAUCGCUCCAAGAACUUAGCCAUCACACUACGCAAGGCUAACAAGACCACAGAGGAAAUCUGCAAAGCAAUAGAGAAGUUUGACCUGAAGGCCUUACCUGUGGACUUUGUGGAGUGCCUGAUGCGUUUCCUGCCCACCGAGGCGGAGGGGAAGAUGUUCCGUCAGUACGAACGCGAGCGGCGUCCACUGGACCAGCUCGCGGAGGAAGAUCGCUUCAUGUUACUCUUCAGCAAGAUCGAGAGGCUCACGCAGAGAAUGAACAUCAUCACCUUUGUUGGGAACUUUUCUGACAAUGUCAGCAUGCUCACACCACAGCUAAACGCAGUCAUCGCUGCUUCUGGAUCAGUGAAAUCCUCUCCAAAGUUGAAAAAAAUGCUUGAGAUCAUUCUAGCCUUGGGGAACUACAUGAACAGCAGCAAGCGAGGCUGUGUUUAUGGCUUUAAAUUACAAAGUCUUGAUCUGCUGCUGGACACUAAGUCUACAGACAGGAAGAUGACAUUGCUCCACUACAUAGCCCUUAUUUUGAAAGAGAAGUACCAUGAACUGGCCAACUUCUACAACGAGCUGCACUUUGUUGAUAAAGCUGCUGCAGUAUCUCUGGAAAAUGUGCUGCUGGAUGUUCGAGAGCUCGGGAAAGGCAUGGACCUGAUCCGCAGAGAGUGUAGUCUCCAUGAUCACUCUGUCCUGAAAGGCUUCGUCCAGGCCAGUGACUCGGCGCUGGACAAGCUGCAGAAGGACGCCAAGUCUGCAGAGGAAGCCUUCAACAAUGUGGUGAACUAUUUCGGAGAGAGCGCCAAGACGACGCCACCCUCGGUGUUCUUCCCUGUGUUUGUGCGCUUCAUAAAGGCCUACAAGGACGCAGUGGAGCAAAACGAACAGAGGAAAAAGCAGGAGCAAGCAAUGAGAGAGAAGUUGCUGGCUCAGGAAGCUAAACAGCAUGACCCCAAGGUCCAGGCCCAGAAGAAGAGGCACCAGCAGCAGGAGCUGAUCGCAGAGUUGCGCAAACGUCAAGCCAAAGACCACCGGCCUGUGUACGAGGGCAAGGACGGCACUAUUGAAGACAUCAUCACAGUCCUGAAGAGCGUGCCCUUCACAGCCCGCACUGCUAAACGCGGCUCACGGUUCUUCUGUGAAGCCAACCUCUGUGACGACGCCAACUGCUAGCCCUCCCCUCCCUCUAAUGCCAAGAUCUCCGAAACCAGCCUUUCCUGCGAGCUGACGCGUUGAUCCGGAGCGGUUGGAAGAGACCCUAAACUACUUAUCUGUCACUUAUACAAUCCCCCCUCCCUCCAGUAUAACCCUCCUCCCUGUGUCGCCACAGUCUGUCUGAACCCUGAGGCUGCAGAUGAAAAAGACAGAAAAUAGGGACAGGACAGAGCCCUUGUGUUAGAGGGGGUAAUUUAUUUAUUUAUGGAGGCCUUUUACAGCCACUUUAAGUGAGCAGACAUCAUUACAGAAGCACAGUGGGUUUCUCCCGAAUCUCUGCAAUCACAAGACUUUCCCUGCUCUGUCAGUCGGUGGAACAAGAGAGAGCAGGCGGGGCGAGUCGAGGAGUGGAGGACUACAGCGCAGGAAGAGUGGGGGCUUUCUCUAGCAGGUGCUUUCCUAAAUGUGGAUUUGAUUCCCAGGAUCAUUUAAGUCUUCAGAUUUUGAAGUGGAGGCGGCCGAGGGAAGAUGCCGACUCUGCUGCUGGAAUGUUUGCCUUGAAGACGACUGCAAAACUGUCAGUCUGUUAACAGAGAAGCUUCAAUAUUGUUGCAAGACAUUUUGGGACAUUUCAAUCAAAAGUUUAAACUGUUUUAUCUUGAUUUAGCAUGAAUCAAUGGGAUACAAAUCAUUCAGUCAACUUCUUUAUGGACCAGCUAGCCAAACCAAAAUUUCUCAAAUGCCUCAUGUUUUGCUUAAAAAGUGCCUUUUUCUGUAUAAACAGUGUUAAUUCAUGUGAGUCAGCCAUACCUUGAUUAUUUUACAACUUUCAUUUGUUACAAGAUCAUAUUUUUGUCUCCUCGUACUAUAACAUUAGCCUUAUAAUACUGACAAUAUGCAAGGGUAUCCAGCUUUGAUACAACAAAGAGAAGGUAGGAGGAUUAAGAAUGUUUGUUUAACUCUUAUUGACCUCUUUUUUUAAAUCAUUGAAACUGGCAUUUCUUUGUGCCUUCUGUAAGUGGUCUUUAAAAAUGCAAUGUUUUAUACCUUGACAACACUUCCUGUCACACUGUAAGUGACAUUCAGGAAGUGACAAAUGUAUAAAUUCCUCAUGGGCUGCUGUUGAAGACAUUUACCUGCUAUAAGAUGAAGGACUUUUCUGUUCUAUGAGGACUUGUGUUUUGAGCUUCUCUCUUUUUUGAUUCUCCUGUUUUAAUAGAGAUGAUACUUUUUCCUCCUAACAGCUGUUGAAAGUUGAGCGGGCACAAAGGGAGCGACACAUCUUUACACUACUUAAUUUGGCGUAACAUUGUAUGAGACACUAGUCUUCCAAGUGUACAUUUAUAUGAAUGUACAUUCAAGUCAUAAAAUGUACGUUUUGGAAGAAAUGAUCCAUGAUAUUGUCUAUUGACUGAGAGAUGACACUUAUGUUUAAUAAAGAAGAUGAGUUAUGUAACUGCAA